Molecule: messenger RNA, 1225 nt
Organism: Musa acuminata AAA Group (dessert banana)
Lineage: Eukaryota; Viridiplantae; Streptophyta; Magnoliopsida; Zingiberales; Musaceae
Product: actin-related protein 7-like
Exons: 4
Coding region: 246-917 (223 amino acids)
Biological process (GO): anatomical structure morphogenesis
Cellular component (GO): nucleus
Source: RefSeq, a predicted model, not a curated record
UUAGGUAUUUUUGUAGUGAGGCCUCUUAAAUGGCUGAGUAGAGUUUGGAAGUCUUGUUAUAGAUUCCUCACUUUUAAGCUGAUGCAGCAACUCUUUAUAUUUUUUUUUUACAUAUUAAACAUCUUAAGACUUCUUGCUAGACUUGAUGGGUGGUUUGUGCUUAUAAGAUCUUAUAGUUCUGCCUAUCUACUGGAGUUGAUUAAUUAUUUAUACAGAACUGUACACAUGUCAAAAGUUAUUUUGACAUGUUCCAUCUGAUUUUGACAGAUAUUGCACCAGUUUGUGAAGGUGCUGUUCAGCACAUUGCCUCAAAAAGGUUUCAAAUUGGGGGAAUUGAUUUGACUAACUUACUAACACAAGAACUUCGCAAAUCCAAUACCUUAAUGAACAUCGACAUUUCUGAGGUUGAGAAGUUGAAGGAGCAAUAUGCACGGUGUGCAGAAGAUCAAGUUGCCUUUGGUGAGACCCAAAGAACAUGGCCUAAAGAGACGCACACCCUUCCUGAUGGUCAGACUAUAACUAUUGGACGGGAGGGCUAUAUUGUUGGGGAAGCUCUAUUUCAACCAUCAAUUUUGGGCUUAGAGGAGUAUGGGAUAGUUGAGCAGCUGGUUCACAGCAUCUCAAGCGUUUCUUCUGAGAACCUACGUCAACUACUUGAAAAUACCAUGCUUUGUGGUGGUACAGCAUCUAUGUCUGGUUUUGAAGAGCGGUUCCAAAAGGAAGCUAAUCUAUGCUCUUCAUCCAUUCGACCAUCACUUAUUAAGCCACCAGAAUACAUGCCAGAGAACUUAUCCAAGAAUUCAGCCUGGAUGGGUGGUGCUAUAUUGGCUAAAGUUGUUUUCCCUCAAAACCAGCAUGUCACCAAGGGAGAUUAUGAUGAGACGGGACCGGCAAUUGUUCACAAGAAGUGCUUCUAGUUGUAAAUUGCCAGCAUAGUAUAGGCUGCUAUCUACUAAUCCGCAUACGUGCUAAUCAUGAUUAUUCUAUUUGUAGCACUUAUGUUUUCGCAAUUACUUUGGCAAUUCUAGAAAGUAGAGACAAGCAUCUGAUUCUCUUAAGCAGAUAUCCUCCUUUCAGGUAAAAUAUCUUAUGGGAAAUGAGUGUGUGCCAAAAGGUAAAGCUCAUUCAAGAUUUGGCUUGCUCUUAUGAGACUGAACGAGUGUACAACAUUCUACUAAUCACCCGGAAUGGGUUACAUGCUCAAAUAUUUAGCAUGGACUAGGUA